AUGUCGUACACAUUACCUCCGAUAGAAGAGAUUGGAUUGUCCCUGGUUGACACCAAAACAGAGAUCUGUAACCAUCUAUUUGAGCCAUGUUCUACACUUACAGCAUUUAUCUUGGCUAAAGUACUCACAAUCAACUGUUCAUUCAAUAGCUAUGGACAGUUUAUAGAGGCUGCUAGAAUAGCACUUUUACAAUUCUUAGAGGACGAAGAAUCAAAGGAGAAGAAAGGUAAAGGACCUUUGGAUCUGAAGAUCUCUCAAAUCAUUGCUGCUCAUCCAAGAUUAGGGGCAUCUAAAACCACUAAACUCUCAUCUCAUUCUGCUACUGAACAAAAAUCCCUACAGGCUGCCUCUGAUGAAGAAACAAAAGCAUUACUUGAUUUGAACAACCAAUACGAAACAGCAUUCCCGGGUUUGAGAUACGUUGUGUUUGUUAAUGGUAGGCCAAGGUCCGAUAUCAUGGAGAACAUGAAAAUGAGAAUUGCUAGAAACGAUAUAUCUCUUGAAAGAAAGGAAGCCUUUAAUGCAAUGUGUGAUAUAGCUUUGGAUAGAGCAUUUAAUUUAGGUGCUAAACUUUAA
Molecule: messenger RNA, 576 nt
Organism: Lizanozyma spartinae
Lineage: Eukaryota; Fungi; Ascomycota; Pichiomycetes; Serinales; Debaryomycetaceae
Exons: 1
Coding region: 1-576 (191 amino acids)
Source: RefSeq, a predicted model, not a curated record